CUAUCCCUAUCUCGCCCAAAUUUCACUGUCCCCCUAUAUAAAGGUGUCAACGAUUUAGCAUUUUUUGUAGACACAAGAGUAGAAGAAGAGACAAACCAACUAUCCUUAAUACGUUUGCUACAGUUGGAGUAUGGAAUGGUACCAUCUUCUAUCUCGCUGCACCUAUCCCUAUCUCGCCCAAAUUUAACUGUCCCCCUAUAUAAAGGUGUCAACGAUUUCGCUUUUUUUGUAGACACAAGAGUAGAAGAAGAGACAAACCAACUAUCCUUAAUACUUUUGCUACAGUUG
Molecule: messenger RNA, 288 nt
Organism: Geodia barretti
Lineage: Eukaryota; Metazoa; Porifera; Demospongiae; Tetractinellida; Geodiidae
Source: the annotation of a GenBank genome assembly